Ambispora leptoticha is the source of this 834-nucleotide messenger RNA. The record is from the annotation of a GenBank genome assembly. Lineage: Eukaryota; Fungi; Glomeromycota; Glomeromycetes; Archaeosporales; Ambisporaceae.
AUGGGUUCAAGAAAUUUUCAGUUUGAAAUUCUCGUCGUUCCUGAGCAUCUACGUGAGAAUAUCGUCUCCAACAAUGAUCAAAAUAAAUUCAAAUGUAGUCAAGAGAAUUUGUUAGCUUAUUGGAUUCCAGAGGGAUUUCGUGCUGUCUUGAUGCCCAAAAAAGAUCUUCAUUUAGUUCGACAACCAAACCAACUAUCCAAUAAUAUCAGUGGUUCACCAUCGUUCAACCAUCAAGCAAACAAUAAUGCCCCUACUAAUCAGCAAAAUUCGCAUGUGAUAAGAAACGCGUCGGUCAAGCGGCGAAAUAAUCCAAUGGGAAAUGGUCGCCAAAUGCGAAGACCGUUAACAGCACUCGACAUGUAUUAUCUAAAUUUACGUGCUAAAUCGUCGACCAACCUUCCACCCGAGACAGUAUUUGAAAUGUGGCAUGCAGAGCCUGAAGAUGUUAGACGCAAAUACAGACGUCUAGCCCUCAGGCAGCGAAUAGAGUUAGGACUUCGGUAUAAUAAUACAUGUCGUCCACCACUAAAAUCGCAACUGAUGAUGAAUUCUUCCGGAUUUUCGGAAAAUAUGCAGAAUCCUCUUUAUGAAAACAACAACACAACCGCAUCAAAUAUGCUAUCCAACGUAAUGAAAGAAAAUAUGCAACAACAAAAUAUGACCAGAUUUUAUUCUUAUGUGGAACGUAGUGUGCCAAUCAGACAAGAUUCUUCUGGCUCCUCCGAAUCCGAUGAAGACUCGGAUGACGCGCCCUUUGCAAGACUACGAAAUAACCAUCAUGUACCGUCAUCUUAUGGCAAUAACAACGAAAACAAUCCCAACGAUUUACAUUGA